UCUGGCUCUGCCUCUCUGUGCCGAGCGCUGGCGAUUGGAGUCACCCAACCUUGUUCUAAGGCUGGGUACCAAGCUCCUGUCGCGAGACAGAAGCACGGGUUUGAAGAUGGAUUCUACUGUAAAAGGAAAGACCACUGAAGGAAAAGGCCUGACUGGCUAUCCUCUUGCCAGGAGGUUUUCCCAUGCAAAUCCCUCUAUGCUCCUUCCCUCCAAGCCAUUGCCUCCCAUCCAAAAGAGCUCUCCUUCCACCAUGCCAAGACAAAUAUGCAGCAGAGAGCAGGAGAAUGGGAAAAAUGGCAGCGGCCGUGAUGAGGACAGGAUAAAAAUACAGGAGCUGAGUUCAGAGGGUAAAGGACAUAAGGCUUCCUUGCUGUAUUCCAUUGGUGGGGAUAUGAAGAAGGGGUCAUUGGGACUGCCUUUGAUCCCCCCUAUACGCAAGGCAGGAAGUCCCCCUGUUGACAGUGCUGCAGGGUCCCAGCCAAGCUCUCCGCAGCUGGAUUUCCAGGAGUCCCAGGAGAUGAGGCAAAGAUCCAGCAGCAGAAUCAAAGACAGGAACUCUGAAGAUGCAGGCGAGAUUAGGUUCAUUUCUUCCAAGUCUUUCCGGCCACGUCCCUCUUCGCUGCUUCCCUCCAAGCCGUUGCCUCCCAUCCGGGGCAGCUCUACUUCUAACACAAAUGAAAUGUACAGCAUGGAGAAAGAGAACAAGAAAAAUGUCACUGGCUAUGAUGGUGAGAGUAGAAAACACCAGGAGCAGAGUUCAGAAGGAAAAAGUUAUGAGAGUAUGCUGUAUUCCAUUGGUGGGGAUAUGAAGAAGGGGUCAUUGGGACUGCCUUUGAUCCCCCCUAUACGCAAGGCAGGAAGUCCCCCUGUUGACAGUGCUGCAGGGUCCCUGCCAAGCUCUCCGCAGCUGGAUUUCCAGGAGUCCCAGGAGAUGAGGACAAGAUCCAACAGCAGAGGCCAAGACAAGAUCUCUCAGGAUGCAGGCGAGAUUAGGUUCAUUUUUUCCAAGUCUUUCCGGCCACGUCCCUCUUCGCUGCUUCCCUCCAAGCCGUUGCCUCCCAUCCGGGGCAGCUCUACUUCUUCUAACACAAAUGAAAUGUACAGCAUGGAGAAAGAGAACAAGAAAAAUGUCACUGGCUAUGAUGGUGAGAGUAGAAAACACCAGGAGCAGAGUUCAGAAGGAAAAAGUUAUGAGAGUAUGCUGUAUUCCAUCGGUGGGGACAUGAAGAAGGGGUCAUUGGGACUGCCUUUGAUCCCCCCUAUACGCAAGGCAGGAAGUCCCCCUGUUGACAGUGCUGCAGGGUCCCUGCCAAGCUCUCCACAGCUGGAUUUCCAGGAGUCCCAGGAGAUGAGGACAAGAUCCAACAGCAGAGGCCAAGACAAGAACUCUCAGGAUGCAGCUUCUUCUGAGCCUACAACAAAAGCCCAGAGGAAGAAGGGAAAGAGCUCUUGGUGCAAGAUAGGACCUGGGAUGCCUCUGUUCCCAAGCAAACUGGCAGACCUGUUUGGCUUGGAGACCUAUGUGCCGAAGGCUGCCCCUGGGAAUGGAGGUCUCGGCUCCCGGCCGGCUCAGGGGGCCUUGGCCCAGGAGCUGCGGAGCAGCGCUGGCCCCAGGGUCACUGCCAGGGAGGACAAGGUGAAGGCUGAGCAUGGCUCAGCGUCACACAGAGGCCUCCCACUGAGCCAGGCCAAGGAGAUGGAUCAUCCCACCAGUCCUGGUCUUACCAGUGACAAAGAGCUGAGGGACGUCUUUGGAAAUAUCCGUGCUGCUUUGUGGAAGUUGGCUGAAGAGAACUUAGAGCCGAAGGACGUGGAGCAUUUGGUGGAAGAGAUGAAGAAAAGUAGACAAAAGGAAAGCUUCUUGCAGCUUCUUCCUGACACAGUUGAGCCCGGGGAUGCAGCUGAAGCAACCUUUAGCCUACCGCCUGUCAAUGGCACAGCUUCUAGAGUGCAGAGAAAACACCCUGGUAGUGCCUUGAAGAAGAAGGUCUUGAGGAAGCAGGACAACGUGCCCUUACUGCCCAAUAAGCCCAUCAUCCAUGGGGAUGGCAGCUUCCCACGCAACUCCUCAGUGACCUCGCAGACGGCCACUGGUGCUGAGCGCCGAAAGGAGCCGCUCCGUGGGAAGGGGCAGAAGGACACAGCCUCUUCAGACCCACAGCAGUCCUUGCUGAAGGCACUCUCCUUGCUCGGCAGCGAUGACUGGGAGCUGAAGGAGAAGGCACUCUUCAACAUCAAACAGCUGGCCGAGUCCCAUUCAGCAGUCCUGCUUUCUAGACUUCGGGAUAUUUGCAUGGCAGUUACCAGCGAGGUGACCAACCCCCGUUCCAAGGUGUCCUACUCUGCAAUUGUCACUCUGGGAGAGUUCUUUGCAACCUUGAAGAAGGACAUGGACUCUGAGGUGGAUCAGGUUGCUCCAGUCCUUCUCCAGAUGGUGUGGAACUCCCCAGAGUUUGUUCAGAAAGCAGCCAGGCAGACCCUGGGGAUCAUGGUGGAGAAUGUGACUCCUGCACGAGCAAUGCCUGCUCUCAUCGACAGGGGAGUCAAGAGCCACCACGCCCAGGUGCGGAAGUGUGCGGCCAAACUCCUCCUGUCCUUGAUGGAGAGAAUUGGAGUCACAAAGCUCGCAGACACACCCAGGGCUGAGAGGCUGGCACACGUGGCAGGGAUGCUUGCUCAGGACUGUCACCAGGACACAAGGCAUUAUGGACAGGAGAUGGUGAAGAUGUUGCUGAGUCACCAAGAAUUGAAAAUGCUUUUGGAACGAUCUCUUUCCACCCGUGACCUGGAAGAUAUCCUGACAAGAAUUAAGAAGAAAGCAAUGGAAAACCAGAAGGGCGAAUGCCCACCUGUCAAGGAGCCGGUGGAGAAGAGGAACGAUGGCUCAAAGAAGCCCCAGGCCACAUUGCCUUCUAGCAAACGUUUGGUUUUGUUUUCCAGGGUGAAGUCUACCUCUGAUGGACGCCUCCUACACCGUGCAAAAGCCCAGGUCACGUUACUUCCAGCUGUGGAAGAAAUGGAGCCGCUCCAGAAGCUUUACAAUCUCCUGCAAGCCAAGGGGUUUCAGACACGGAUGGAAGGAGUGGCACUCCUCCUAGACCUGUGCAAAAACAGCCCCCAGCUCAUCUCCACUAACAUUGUCGAAAUUUUUGAUUAUUUUGUCCUGAGAAUAUCUGACAGCCACAAGAAAGUGAAGCAGAAGGCGCUGGAUGUGCUGGCAGAAAUCAUAGGCCUCCUGGAAGAUGCCCUGAACCCGGUGAUCAUCAGUUUGGUGGAAGGAAUAACAAAGAACCUGAACUCAAAGGAUCCCAGGGUUCAUGCUGCAGCUGUGAAAGCACUGGAAGGAUCCAUUGCUCAUUUAGAUAAAGUAUCACUGAUGAAAGAGUUCAGCUACCAAUGGAGUCAACUGCGUGGCCAAGCUCUGCUGGAUGUCACAGAGCGUAUCACAGAGCUUGUGGAAUGGGUUUAUGCCAGGAGUCCUGAAGUCGUCCAGCGCUACGCCCUGCCCGUGCUCUGGUCCUUCCUGGAGAACAAGGCGCUGCCUGUCCGAAGCGCCAACGUCUGCACGGUGGCCACCAGGCUUGCCAAUGCCCUCUAUGAGGUGAUGGGCACCAAGCUGAUGAAGUGUGCAGCCAGCAAGCCUCCACACGUGCAGCAAAACCUCUCCAACAUUUUGGGCUGGUGAAGGCAGGAUAUUCUCCAGAAAGCUGACCAAGUGCUGAGUUGGACACCUCCGGAUUUGACUUCUUAGCUGUGCCAAAAAUGACAAAACACUAAGGAAGGGUGUGCAUUGGCCCCCGCUUGCUCCAUCGCCCUUCCUAGUCGUGGCAUGGGGGGCCUGAAGCAACUCCAGACUGAGGACAAGGUGAAGGCCAAGCAUGGCUCAGCCUCAGACAGAGAUAGGGCUGGCUACAGUCGUACCAAGAAGAUUUCUCUGGAGACUUCUGAAGUUCCCUUAUCCACAAAGUCCUUGCCUCCUGUCCAUGAAGAGCUCUCUUUCCUCCAAGCGCAGGAAGAAGCUACCGACGGUCCGAAGAAUGUCUCAAGAAUAGGAUUUAUAGAAUUUUUAGAAGUCUAUAGAAUUUUAUAGAAUAUUUUUAGAAUAGUUACAGAUGUACAUAUGUUUUCAUGGUUUUGAAUAAAUGUGU
Molecule: messenger RNA, 4148 nt
Organism: Vidua chalybeata
Lineage: Eukaryota; Metazoa; Chordata; Aves; Passeriformes; Viduidae
Product: TOG array regulator of axonemal microtubules protein 2-like
Exons: 25
Coding region: 107-3685 (1192 amino acids)
Biological process (GO): microtubule cytoskeleton organization
Cellular component (GO): cytoplasmic microtubule; cilium
Molecular function (GO): microtubule binding
Source: RefSeq, a predicted model, not a curated record